This is a messenger RNA of Camellia sinensis, 459 nucleotides long. Lineage: Eukaryota; Viridiplantae; Streptophyta; Magnoliopsida; Ericales; Theaceae. The record is from RefSeq and is a predicted model, not a curated record.
AUGAAUUUGAGAGAUCGGGUGUCUCUGUCCAUGUCAAUGGCGGGGCAGAUGGCGGUGUACGUGGGUCAGAAAGACGGCGGAGAUUUCCACAGGGUUUUGGUUCCGGUGAUGUAUUUCAACCACCCGUUGUUUGAGAAGCUGUUAAGGGAGGCGGAGGAGGAAUACGGGUUUGAUCACCCGGGUGGGAUUACCAUCCCUUGUCGGAUCUCCGAGUUUGAGAGCGUCCAAACCCGGAUCGUUGCCGGCCGUGGCCGCCAGAAAUUGAUGACGAGGAAGAUGACUUCGAUUCGGAGAGGGAAGCUAUUGGUGACCCCCUUGAUGUUGGAUGAUAGCAUGUUGUGGGUUAGCAGUCUCAUCUCUGUGUGUGUGUCAUGCCCAUCAUUGUUGCAGACAUGGUGUUCGACGAAAUGUCCCAGAGGGAUUUUGGGUUUGCUUCGGCGAGGUGGUGAAGAAGAGUGA